Molecule: messenger RNA, 777 nt
Organism: Trypanosoma grayi
Lineage: Eukaryota; Euglenozoa; Kinetoplastea; Trypanosomatida; Trypanosomatidae
Product: putative GTP-binding protein typA/BipA-like
Exons: 1
Coding region: 1-777 (258 amino acids)
Biological process (GO): succinate transmembrane transport; acetate transmembrane transport
Cellular component (GO): plasma membrane
Molecular function (GO): acetate:proton symporter activity
Source: RefSeq, a predicted model, not a curated record
AUGCCGCCACCCUUCAGUGAAGAUCACGUUGGUGAGUUAAGUGUGCCGCCGAACCAAGAUCUCUGCGGGCGGCGCUACUACAUCUACGUAGAUGACGGGUACACACCACGGCACAAGGACUCAACUCCACCACCGCCGCCGCCGCCGCCAGUGAAGAAAGCGAAUCCGGGUCCUCUUGGCCUUUUGGGAUUCGGUAUGACGACGGUUUUACUGAACGUGCAUAACACCGGAUUCUAUCCACUAACCACGGCGGUUGUUGGCAUGGGACUUUGCUACGGCGGGCUUGUGCAGCUCAUCGCCGGGCUUUUUGAAUUUGUCCGCGGUAACACAUUUGGGUACGUCGCCUUUUGCUCCUACGGUGCCUUCUGGAUGUCGCUUGUGUGUACAUGGAUGUUCCAGAACAACGCCUUCGUCGAGGGUCACCCUGUGAAUCCCACGGACGCAUAUUUUCUCGGUGUCUACCUCCUGAUGUGGGGCAUCUUCACCUUUUUCAUGUUCAUCAACACGCUGCGCACCAACUUGGCGCUCAUGACGGUCUUUGGCUCGCUGAUGGUUCUCUUCGUGCUGCUGGCCGCCGGUAACAUGGGCCACUCGCCGGUGACGCUGAGGGUGGCCGGUUUCGAAGGUAUCUUCUGCGGCGCCUCCGCGCUCUACCUGGCGUUCGCGGAGGUCACCAAUGAGGUGUACGGCCGCGAGCUGCUGCCCGUCGGCUCCAUCGAUUUGUUCUUGGACCGCGGAAAGAAGAAGGCCGAGGGCAACAAGCUGGCGCAGGUGUGA